This is a messenger RNA of Sitodiplosis mosellana (orange wheat blossom midge), 1074 nucleotides long. RefSeq names its product endocuticle structural glycoprotein ABD-4 (gene Cpr49Ah). Gene Ontology annotation, molecular function: structural constituent of chitin-based larval cuticle. Gene Ontology annotation, cellular component: chitin-based extracellular matrix. The record is from RefSeq and is a predicted model, not a curated record. The transcript is spliced from 5 exons. The coding region runs from base 164 to 697 and encodes 177 amino acids. NCBI's taxonomy places the organism in Eukaryota, Metazoa, Arthropoda, Insecta, Diptera, Cecidomyiidae.
GUCUUCGCAUAACUUUCUUUCCAAACGAAACGGAUCUGUGAAAGCGCGUACGCUGAAUAAAGAAAUAACAAAUCGAUUUUUGCCGAUCGGUUAACAGAAUUUGAUCCCAAAACCAAUCAAUAUUCGUUUUCAGUAGUAAAUUCAGUUCAAUAAGAGAAAAAAAAUGAAAGUUUUGAUUUUAGCAACGGUUUGUUUGGCCGCUUGUGCUAUGGCACAACACCAUCAACUGCAACAGCAACAGCAACAACAGCAAUUCGAUCCAAAAUACGAUUUGAGCAGUACAACCACAUGGAUUCCAAUUUUAGCCUACAACAAAGAACAAGGUCAAGAUGGUAGCUACAAAGCAUCAUACAAAACUGGUAACAAUAUCGAUGCUCAAGAGACUGGCUUCAUUAAGGACAUUAACGAACAACAUCCAAAUGGAGUUCUCGUUCAACAUGGCGAAUAUCAAUACGAAGCACCAAACGGCGAAGUCGUGAAAGUUCAAUACACUGCCGACGAACACGGUUUCCGCGCUACUGGUGACCACAUCCCAACCGUACCUCCAAUUCCAUUGGAAAUUCAAAAAGGUUUGGAACAAAUCUACGAAGGUAUCAAGAAAAACGCUGAACGUGCAAAGUCAGACCCAGCUUUUGCUAAACAACAAGAGGCCCGUGCUCAAGCCGAUUACUAUGGCCACUACAUUCCAUCGAAAUAAAAUGGCAUAACAUUCGAAUGUUGUGUCCUAUUGUUUAGUUUAAAUUGAAAAGAAGAAACAAAAAAAAAUACUCUCUUUCCCUUUCUAUUUCGCCUUCAAUUCUUUCAACUUUCCCUCUACACGUUAAUUCCAUUCGGUUAAUUUUUGUUUGUACGAAUUCAGGCAGAACAAAAAAUGAAAGAAAUUGUGUUUUCUUUGUUGUUUUUAGUAAUUUUGUCCGAAAUUUUUUUUACAACUAAAAUGAAAAAUAGCUUUUCAAACAAAUGCGAAAAAAAUCUAAAGACUGUGAUUAAAUUCUGUAUAUAAUAUGCAAAAGAAAGAAGAAAUAAAAAAAAAACAAAUAAAGAUGAGAAUUACGCCAUUUCUGUUUUUAAAAA